Molecule: messenger RNA, 987 nt
Organism: Penicillium taxi
Lineage: Eukaryota; Fungi; Ascomycota; Eurotiomycetes; Eurotiales; Aspergillaceae
Product: putative mitochondrial carrier protein (Pet8)
Exons: 2
Coding region: 1-987 (328 amino acids)
Biological process (GO): transmembrane transport
Cellular component (GO): mitochondrial inner membrane
Molecular function (GO): S-adenosyl-L-methionine transmembrane transporter activity
Source: RefSeq, a predicted model, not a curated record
AUGGCUCAACAAACCGAUGGGGCCUUGGUCUCCUCCCCGUGGACAAGGUCUCUACUUGCUGGUGCUGUCGCAGGUCUCACAGUAGACUGCUCCCUAUAUCCUCUCGACACCAUCAAAACCCGUCUUCAACAAGCACACAACCACGCAGCUCCACAAGCCCGCCUAUCCCUGCGCCAGACAGUUCGUGGUAUCUACGCUGGUCUUCCCUCCGUCCUCUUCGGCUCCGCCCCCUCAGCCGCCUCUUUCUUCAUCGUCUACGAUGGCGUUAAGCGCUCGCUGCUCCCUCCCUCCAGCAACUCCUCCUCCGAGCAACCGUCGCGCUCCCACAUCGUCUUCACUCACUCCAUCGCUUCCUCACUCGGUGAGAUCUCAGCUUGCGCUGUGCGCGUACCAACCGAGGUCGUCAAGCAGCGUGCUCAAGCCGGCUUGUUCGGUGGCUCAACUCUACUUGCACUAAAAGAUAUCUUAUCACUGCGACACCCCGCACCAGCACCAGCAGCUGAUGUAGCUUCGCAGGCUAGCACAGCUCCCUUGAAGCGGGGGUACGGACAAGUCAUUCGAGAAUUGUACCGCGGCGCUGGAAUCACCAUCGCGCGCGAGAUUCCCUUCACCGUCUUGCAGUUUACCAUGUGGGAAUCGAUGAAGGAGGCUUAUGCGAACAGAUAUCUAGAGGCUGGGUCUUCUCAAAUACCCGUGUCAACAAGUGCCAUGUUCGGUAGUGUUGCUGGUGCCAUUGCGGCCGGUCUGACGACUCCGCUGGAUGUUAUAAAGACACGGGUUAUGCUUGCACGUCGUGGAGAUGGGGGCGAGGCACCGAUUCGUGUUAAGGAGAUCGUGCAGGGAGUCGCGCAAGAAGGCCUUGGUACGUUCUGGCGCGGGAUCGGACCGCGUGUGGCAUGGAUUGGCAUAGGUGGUGCUGUGUUUCUUGGUAGUUACCAGUGGGCGUGGAACACUUUGGAGGGGAAGAGGGGGAAGGAUGAGGUAUAG